This is a messenger RNA of Nothobranchius furzeri (turquoise killifish), 8669 nucleotides long. RefSeq names its product filamin A, alpha (actin binding protein 280) (gene flna). Gene Ontology annotation, molecular function: actin filament binding. Lineage: Eukaryota; Metazoa; Chordata; Actinopteri; Cyprinodontiformes; Nothobranchiidae. Gene Ontology annotation, biological process: actin cytoskeleton organization. The record is from RefSeq and is a predicted model, not a curated record.
UCUCUCUCUCUCUCUCUCUCUCUCUCUCUCUCUCUCUCUCUCUCACACACACACACACACACACACACCCUCUGUAACUGCGCUGAGAGGACACACACUUUGUCCCGGAGCCCAGCUGAACACAGACAGACCCAGGGGGAGUGACGCACACCAGAGCUGACUCCACCCAGAAGAACUCGCUCAGCGAACCCAGAGACAGCAGAGACCAUAAAAAUGAGCGGUUCCCACCCCCGGCUCCAUCAGAGCGCCGCGCCCGCUCCCAACGCUCUCUCCUCGGACAAGGACGCAGAAAUGCCCGCCACGGAGAAGGACCUGGCCGAGGACGCGCCGUGGAAGAAGAUCCAGCAGAACACCUUUACGCGCUGGUGCAACGAGCACCUGAAAUGCGUCAACAAGCGGAUCGGAAACUUGCAGACGGACCUGAGCGACGGGCUUCGGCUCAUCGGGCUCCUGGAGGUCCUGUCCCAGAAGAAAAUGUUCCGAAAGUACAACCAGAGGCCCACCUUCCGCCAGAUGCAGCUGGAGAACGUGUCGGUGGCGCUGGAGUUCCUGGAGAAGGAGAACAUCAAGCUGGUGUCCAUAGACUCUAAGGCCAUCGUGGAUGGGAACCUGAAGCUGAUCCUGGGUCUGAUCUGGACCCUGAUCUUGCAUUAUUCCAUCUCCAUGCCCAUGUGGGAUGAGGAGGAAGAGGCAGAUGAUGGCAAGCAGAAGACUCCCAAGCAGAGACUGCUGGGAUGGAUCCAGAACAAGCUGCCGGAGCUUCCCAUCACCAAUUUCAACCGGGACUGGCAGACUGGCCGUGCCCUGGGGGCCCUGGUGGACAGCUGUGCUCCAGGUCUUUGUCCUGACUGGGACCAGUGGGAUCAGACCAAACCAGUGGAUAACGCCCGUGAGGCCAUGCAGCAAGCUGAUGACUGGCUGGGCAUCCCUCAGGUGAUAACCCCUGAAGAGAUCGUCGACCCAAAUGUGGACGAGCAUUCGGUCAUGACCUACUUGUCCCAGUUCCCCAAAGCCAAACUGAAGCCCGGGGCACCUCUCCGACCCAAACUCAACCCCAAGAAGGCCCGCGCCUACGGGCCAGGUAUCGAGCCCACUGGAAACGUGGUGAUGAAGAAGGCCGAGUUCACAGUUGAGACCAUCAGCGCCGGGAUGGGAGAGGUUCUGGUUUACGUGGAGGACCCGGCAGGACACCGAGAGGAGGCUAAGGUGACGGCAAACAACGACAAGAACCGCACCUAUUCUGUUUUCUAUGUCCCCAAGGUGACCGGCAUGCACAAGGUGACCGUGUUGUUUGCAGGGCAACACAUUUCCAAGAGUCCCUUUGAGGUGGAGAUUGGCAUGGCUCAAGGAGACUCCAGCAAGGCCACGGCUCAGGGACCAGGUCUGGAGCCUUCUGGGAACAUCGCCAACAAAACCACCUACUUUGACGUGUACACGGCAGGCGCCGGUGUUGGGGAGGUGGAGGUGGUGAUCACCGACCCUGCUGGGAAGAAGAACACGGUGACCUGCAGCAUCGAGGAUAAAGGGAACUCCAGCUACCGCUGCACCUACAAACCCACCCAGGAGGGUCAGCACACCAUCGUCAUCACCUUCGCCGGCGGUCAGAUCAGCAAGAGCCCCUUCACCGUCGACGUGGGAGAAGCGUGUAAUCCCAACCUCUGCAGAGCCAAGGGUCGCGGUCUGCAGCCCAAGGGCCUGAGGGUGAAGGAGACGGCCGACUUUAAGGUCUACACGAAGGGAGCCGGCACCGGAGAGCUCAAAGUGUCCAUCAAAGGCCCCAAGGGAAUCGAGGAGCCCUGCAAACAGAAAGAUCUUGGAGAUGGAGAGUACGAAUUUGAGUAUUACCCCACCUCACCUGGCACCUACAGCAUCACCAUCACCUGGGGAGGUCAGCACAUCCCUCGCAGUCCCAUCGAGGUGAAGAUCGGUGCCGAGGCCAGCCAGCAGAAGGUGAGGGCCUGGGGUCCGGGCCUGGAGGGCGGCGUUGUCGGUAAAUCUGCCGACUUUGUGGUGGAGGCAGUCGGAGACAACGUUGGCACACUGGGUUUCUCUGUGGAAGGACCGUCUCAGGCCAAGAUCGAAUGUGAUGACAAAGGUGACGGGUCAUGUGACGUGCGCUACUGGCCCACAGAGGCUGGGGAGUACGCUGUCCACAUCCUCUGCAACAGCGAGGACAUCCAGCACUCGCCCUUCAUGGCUGAGAUCGUCAACGCUCCGGGGAAAGAUUUCUACCCCGACAAAGUGAAGGCGUUCGGUCCGGGGCUGCAGAGCAGCGGCCUGGCUGUUGGAAAGCCCACGGAGUUCACGGUCGAUGCCAAACAAGGAGGGAAAGCUCCGCUGAAGAUACUGGCUCAGGACGGAGAGGGAGCGCCAGUGGAUGUCCAGGUGAAGGAUAACGGAAACGGCACCUACACCUGUACCUACACUCCCCGUAAACCCGUCAAACACACCGUCAUGGUGUCCUGGGGAGGAGUCAACAUCCCCGACAGUCCGUUCAGGAUGAAUAUCGGCGCAGGCUGCCACCCUAACAAGGUGAAGGUGUCUGGACCAGGAGUAGCAAAGAGCGGCCUGAAGGCCUUCGAGCCGACAUACUUCACCGUCGACUGCGCCGAGGCUGGCCAAGGUGACAUCAGCAUAGGGAUCAAGUGCGCCCCUGGUGUUGUGGGCCCCGCGGAGGCCGACAUCGACUUUGACAUCAUCAGGAACGAUAACGACACGUUCACCGUCAAAUACACGCCUCCUGGAGCAGGAAGCUACACCAUCAUGGUGCUGUUUGCUGACCAUGCCAUACCAAUGACGCCCAUCAGACUCAAAGUGGAUCCUUCUCACGACGCCAGCAAAGUGAAAGCGGAAGGUCCAGGACUCAGUCGCAGCGGGGUUGAGCUGAACAAACCGACUCACUUCACCGUCGCCACCAAAGGGGCCGGGAAGGCUAACCUGGACUGCAGCUUUAGCGGCCCGACCAAAGCCGAAGCCGUGAAGGACUUUGAAAUCAUAAACAACCAUGACAACACGCAUACAGUGAAGUACACACCUGUGCAGCAGGGACCUCUGGGAGUGGCCGUGACCUACGGUGGGGAUCACAUUCCCAAGAGUCCUUUCAACGUUGCCGUGGCACCGUCGCUGGACCUCAGCAAGAUCAACGUCACAGGACUCGGAGACCAGAUGACUGUAGGCAAAGACCAGGAAGUGACGGUCAAAUCGAAAGGCGCUGGUGGUCAGGGCAAAGUUGCUGCUAAAGUAACCGGACCAUCGGGAAAGCCAGUAGCCAGCAAGGUUGAGCCAGGGCUCAGCCCGGAGACCAGCCAGGUAAAGUUCAUCCCACGUGAGGCCGGCCCGUACCAGGUAGAGCUGACCUACGACGGUGUGCCGAUUCCCGGAUCUCCCUUCACCCCUAAAGCUUAUCCAUCGACAGACCCCUCUAAGGUGCGCUGCUCUGGACCAGGUUUGGAACGUGCCAAGGUUGGAGAGACGGGGGAGUUUGUGGUGGACUGUACCAACGCUGGUCCUGCUGAGCUGACCAUCGAGAUCAUCUCUGACAGCGGCACAGAGGCUGAGGUUCACAUCCAGGACAACGGAGACGGGACGUACACCAUCACCUACAUCCCCCUCUACCCCGGCUCGUACACCCUCACCAUCCGCUACGGUGGCCAGGAUGUGCCAAACUUCCCUGCCCGGCUCACUGUGGAGCCUGCGGUUGAUGCCAGCGGUGUCCGUGUGUUUGGUCCAGGAGUGGAAGGCAAAGGAGUCUUCCGUGACUCCACCACAGACUUCACCGUGGAUGCUCGUGCGCUCACGCAGAUGGGAGGAGACCACAUCAAAACGCUGAUCGGCAACCCGUCUGGCAGUCGCACGGACGCCCUGAUCACGGACCUGGGAGAUGGCACGUACAACGUGGAGUACACUCCCUAUGAGGAGGGCCCACACAGCGUGGAGGUGUGUUACGACGGCUCCCCAGUGCCGAAGAGUCCGUUCCGCGUGGCCGUAACUGAAGGCUGCGAUCCAGCUCGUGUUCGCGUGCACGGUCCCGGACUGAAAGGAGGCAUUACCAACAAGCCCAACAAGUUCAUGGUGGAAACCCGAGGAGCCGGAACUGGUGGUCUGGGUCUGGCCAUGGAGGGUCCGUCUGAGGCCAAAAUGUCCUGCACCGAUAACAAAGACGGCAGCUGCAGCGUGGAGUACAUCCCAUACGAGGCCGGCACGUACAAUCUCAACAUCACCUAUGGAGGACAACCCAUCUCAGGAAGUCCCUUCUCGGUGCCAGUCAGCGACACAGUGGACAGUACCAAGGUGAAGUGCCAGGGUUCCGGCCUGGGCAACAACGUCCGAGCCAACAUCCCACAGGCGUUCACGGUGGACGCUUCCACAGCUGGUGUGGCGCCGCUGCAGGUUCGCGUGCAAGGACCCAAAGGUGUGGUGGAGCAUGUGGAGGUGGUGGACAACGGAGACCAGACUCACAUGGUUAACUACGUUCCCACCAGAGAGGGACCGUAUUCCAUCAACGUCCUGUAUGCUGACGAGGAGAUCCCACGCAGCCCCUACAAAGUAAAAGUCCUCCCCACUCACGACGCCAGCAAAGUGCGUGCAAGCGGACCCGGCCUCAACACCACGGGCGUGCCGGCCUCUCUGCCCGUCGAGUUCACCAUCGACGCCAAAGAUGCUGGCGAGGGGCUUCUGGCCGUGCAGAUCACGGACCCAGAGGGCAAGCCUAAGAAGGCCAACAUCCGGGACAACAACGACGGGACUUAUCUGGUGUCGUAUGUGCCGGACAUGACGGGCAGAUACACCAUCCUCAUCAAAUACGGCGGCGAUGAGAUUCCCUACUCACCGUACCGUAUCCGGGCUCUGCCCACUGGAGACGCCAGCAAGUGCACCGUCACAGUCUCAAUCGGAGGUCACGGUUUAGGUGCCGGCGUUGGUCCGACUAUCCAGAUCGGUGAGCAGACGCUCAUCACAGUCGACGCCAAGGCCGCCGGCAAAGGGAAGGUCACGUGCAGCGUGUGCACGCCUGAGGGGGUGGAGCUUGAUGUGGACGUGGUGGAGAAUGAGGAUGGCACGUUUGACAUCUUCUACACGGCGCCACAGCCUGGCGAAUAUGUAAUAUGCGUCCGUUUUGGAGGGGAGCACAUUCCCAACAGUCCGUUCCAAGUCACGGCUCUGGAGGGACCAUCAGACCAGCUCAUGCAGCAGAGACAAAUGCCCCAGUACUACGCUCAACAGCCCUGGGCGACCGACAGACAGAUGGGAAUGAACGGUCUGGACGUGACGGGACUGAGACCCUUUGACCUGGUCAUCCCGUUCACCAUCCAGAAGGGAGAGAUCACAGGUGACGUCCGGAUGCCGUCUGGCAACGUGGCCAAACCUGACAUCACUGACAACAAGGACGGCACCGUCACGGUGAAAUACGCUCCGACGGAGGCCGGUCUGCAUGAGAUGGACAUCAAAUACGACGGCAUCCACAUUCCUGGAAGUCCUCUCCAGUUCUACGUGGACUACAUGAACAGUGGAAACGUCAGCGCCUAUGGCCCUGGCCUCAUCCAUGGCACCGUAAACAAGCCUGCUGUCUUCACCGUCGACACUAAAGAUGCCGGAGAGGGGGGUCUCUCUCUGGCCAUCGAGGGUCCGUCCAAGGCAGACAUCAGCUGUGUGGACAACCAGGACGGGACCUGCACGGUGUCCUACCUUCCAGUCCUGCCUGGAGACUACAGCAUCCUGGUCCGAUAUAACGACGAGCACAUUCCCGGCAGCCCCUACUCUGCAAGGAUCACUGGUGAUGACUCGAUGAGGAUGUCCCAACUGAAGGUGGGCUCAGCCGCGGAUAUCCCUCUGGACAUCGGAGAAUUUGACCUCAGCCAGCUGACGGCCUCUCUCACCACGCCGUCGGGCCGUGAGGAGCCCUGCCUGCUGAAGAUGCUCCGUAACGGACACGUCGGUGUCUCAUUUGUGCCUAAGGAGAUCGGCGAGCACUUGGUGAACAUCAAGAAGAAUGGCCGCCACAUCCCCAGCAGCCCCAUCACGGUGAUGAUCAGCCAGUCGGAGAUUGGUGAUGCCAGCCGCGUGCGUGUGAGCGGCCAGGGCCUGAGCGAGGCCAGAACCUUUGAGCCUGCAGAGUUCAUAAUCGACACUCGAGAUGCAGGAUACGGUGGCCUGAGCCUGUCCAUCGAGGGACCCAGUAAAGUGGACAUCAACACUGAGGACCAAGAGGACGGCACCUGCAAGGUCACCUACUGCCCCACCGAACCAGGAAAUUACAUCAUCAACAUCAAAUUUGCAGACCAACAUGUUCCAGGGAGCGCUUUCACGGUGAAGGUAACUGGAGAGGGACGGAUGAAGGAGAGCAUCACCAGGAAGAGGGGAGCAGCUUCCGUCGCCAACGUCGGCAGCAAGUGUGACCUCAGCCUCAAGAUCCCAGAGAUCAGCAUAGCAGACAUGACGGCUCAGGUGACCAGCCCGUCCGGUCAGGUUCACAAAGCUGAGAUCCUGGAGGGAGAGAACAACACCUACUGCAUCCGUUUUGUCCCCACUGAGAUGGGCGUGCACACCGUGUGUGUGAAAUACAACGGCGUGCACGUUCCCGGAAGCCCCUUCCAGUUUACCGUGGGGCCGUUGGGUGAAGGCGGCGCCCAUAAGGUCCGUGCUGGUGGGCCGGGCCUGGAGAGAGCCGAGGCUGGAGUACCAGCGGAGUUCAGCAUCUGGACGAGGGAGGCCGGAGCCGGAGGUCUCAGCAUCGCCGUGGAGGGGCCGAGCAAGGCCGAGAUUGUCUUCGAGGACCGCAAGGACGGAUCCAGUGGAGUUUCUUACAUCGUUCAGGAGCCUGGUGACUACGAGGUGUCGAUCCGCUUCAACGACGAGCACAUCCCCGACAGCCCCUUCAUCGUCCCUGUGGCCUCGCCGUCGGACGACGCUCGCCGCCUCACUGUUGCCAGUCUUCAGGAGUCUGGUUUGAAAGUGAACCAGCCGGCAUCGUUUGCUGUCAGCCUCAAUGGCGCCAAAGGUGUGAUCGACGCCAAGGUGCACAGUCCGUCUGGAGCUCUGGAGGAGUGCUGCGUUACGGAGAUCGACCAGGACAAGUACGCAGUCCGGUUCAUCCCAAGAGAGAACGGCCUCUAUCUGAUCGAUGUGAAGUUCAACGGGAGCCACAUCCCAGGAAGUCCGUUCAAGAUCCGUGUUGGAGAGAUGGGUCAGGCUGGAGACCCGGGAAUGGUGUCCGCCUACGGAGCAGGACUGGAGGGAGGAACUACAGGAACAGCGUGUGAGUUUGUUGUUAACACGAGCAGCGCCGGCCCUGGGGCCUUGGCGGUGACCAUCGAUGGGCCCUCCAAGGUGAAGAUGGACUGUGUGGAGUGUCCUGAGGGGUACAGGGUCACGUACACCCCCAUGGCCCCUGGGAACUAUCUCAUCUCCAUCAAAUACGGCGGUCCUUACCACAUUGUCGGAAGCCCAUUCAAAGCCAAGAUCACAGGUUCCAAGCUGGUGUCCAGUCACAGUAUGCAUGAAACCUCCUCCGUCAUGGUUGACCCUGUGACCCGAGCCAUCAGCUGCUCCCAGCAGGCCACUCCGGCACACUCCGACGCCAGCAAGGUGACGGCUAAAGGUCCGGGCCUGACCAAGGCCUUUGUUGGUCAGAAGAACAACUUCUGCGUCGACUGCAGCAAAGCGGGUCGGAACAUGCUCCUCGUCGGAGUCGAUGGUCCGAAGGUCCCCUGUGAGGAGAUCUUGGUGAAACAUCUGGGGAACCGUGUGUACAACGUCAGCUACCAGCUGAAGGAGAAGGGGGAGUAUAUCCUGGUGGUGAAAUGGGGGGACAAGCACAUCCCCGGCAGCCCCUACCACAUAACCGUCUAAGCCCCCCUGGAGUCCAGACCACUAACCGUACGGCUCCCACUCUUAAAUCACAUUUCUGUUUAAGCCGGAUCUGAUUUUAGUCUCCACUCAGAUCCAGUCCAAAGAGAACGCAGCGAUUAUUGGCUUCAUGGUUAGAAGAUGCACCUUGUUACUGUAAACCAGCUGUUCAGCGGCGGGAAGGUCCAGAAACCGAUCUUGUCCCCCAGUUCUAGAUGUUUACACUGGAGGAGCUCUGACCUCUGUAGAGAAACGGCUGAUGAAAAAUCCCAAAACAAAAGCGGGAUCCUGCUUGGGUUUCCUGUGCGGGUCAGCUCGUCACAUCCAGAGCUCGGUCUUGAUUAUUAUUUCUGUUAUCUAUAACCAGCCCGGUUCUUUUACCUGCUGCUUGUGUGAUCCACUUUGAACCACUGCUGAUGUUGGUAGGAGGAAAGACGAGUAGGAGCACCUUCAGCUUCCUGUAGCCGCUGCCGCCGCUGGGAGACGUAGCUUUUCUGCAUGUUAGCAUUAGGCUCUGACCUCUGCUUGACCUUAAGGUUGAUCUUUAAUUAAAAAGAAACUGCGUUGUGUGUGUCUGAUUUAUUAACGUAGCUUAAAAAGGGAAGUUUACAACUUUGUGCUGGAAAGUCGAGUUAAAAGUACGAUGACCAAAAACCAGAGAGGCUCUUUCUGCUCGGUGUUUCUCCAUCUCGCCCGCCUUCGGUUCCUCUUCACCUUCUGCCGAGGCUGCAUUUCCGAACAAAAAUCUUGUCAAAAAUAAAAACGCUUUUAAAAUGAUUGUAAGACAGUAUUUUGAUACGUAAUAAAGUAUUUUUCUGUCAGUCUAA